Messenger RNA from Aaosphaeria arxii CBS 175.79, 519 nucleotides. RefSeq lists its product as uncharacterized. NCBI's taxonomy places the organism in Eukaryota, Fungi, Ascomycota, Dothideomycetes, Pleosporales. The transcript has 2 exons. Bases 1 to 519 code for a protein of 172 amino acids. The record is from RefSeq and is a predicted model, not a curated record.
AUGUCUGAAAGGGCCAAUAUAGCCGAUGACCGCAACGAUGCACGUCCGCAUCGCAGCCUUGAUUCGGUCAGAGAUUCAAUCCAUGCGAGCCCACCAAGUGUCCAGCCUCCGCCAAACACUCCUAGUCAAAGUGACACAAGCUCCCUUCCGUUCGCACAUGAAGCAUCUGUUCGGGCACGCGUCAGAAGUCUUCUUGGCACAUCCGAGACACAGUUCGAAGCAAGAGCAUCAGCAAAGAGCAACUCCAACAACGGCAUCCCCAUGGACACGAUCCGAGCCAUCCAAACCGACCUGCGAGCCAUCGCUACACGUCUCGAAGCCUCAUCUACUGAACCCUACAAAGCAUUGAGCAGUGAUAUCGAAGAGCUUUCCGAGAGUGUUCGCCGAAGGGAUGAUACGAUUUCUCAAAUGCAAGAGGAGAUUGCAGAUUUUGAAUCUACAGUGGUCGAAUUGCGAGGUAAAAGAGAUCGUGCGGAAGCAAUGAUGUUAAAAGCUCAAGAAGAGCUCGGGCAAUGGUAG